Bombina bombina (fire-bellied toad) is the source of this 1101-nucleotide messenger RNA. It is a transcript of the gene NOXRED1, whose product is annotated as NADP dependent oxidoreductase domain containing 1. Lineage: Eukaryota; Metazoa; Chordata; Amphibia; Anura; Bombinatoridae. The transcript is spliced from 6 exons. Gene Ontology annotation, biological process: L-proline biosynthetic process. Gene Ontology annotation, molecular function: pyrroline-5-carboxylate reductase activity. Bases 1 to 1089 code for a protein of 362 amino acids. The record is from RefSeq and is a predicted model, not a curated record.
AUGUUUGGUGACACUGAUAUUACAGCUGGUCUAAGCUCACUACAGUUUGAACAUGGAGUGGAGCCUAGACACAAGGGGUUUUUGCACCUAGUACAGAGGAGCCACUUGACAGCACUGACCGUUUGUGCACAUUCUGUGUUUUUCUGCAAGCUACUCCUCUAUGUCCGACAUCCAGAGGUGAAGUGGUGCAGUCUGCACACUCCCCCUAAGCUUCUGCAGAUCUCACACAAUGAGCACCUACGAGUGGGGAUAAUAGGUGGAGGCCAUUUGGGGAAGAAACUUGCUCUGUGCCUGACACACCUGAGUGGUUUACAUGCUGAAGAGAUCAGAAUCUCCACUCGCCGACCGGAAACUCUCCGUGAACUACAAGAGCUGGGGGUGCAAUGUUUCUAUAACAAUGUUGCACUUGCAUCCUGGGCCCAGGUUCUUUUUCUCUGCUGUCUACCGUCCCAACUUCCUACUGUGUGCGCAGAGAUCCGAAACCAUCUGCAGGAAUCCUGCAUAGUGUACAGCCUGGCGUCUGCUGUGCCUUUACCCAGACUGAAGCAGCUGCUGUCGCACAGCAGUGUCAUCAGACUAAAGUACCGAUAUGAGAGCAAAGUUAACGAGCAGGAAUUGGACAAAAAGGGGACGAUCACAGCUGUGCUUAGAGAUGCAUCUGUAGUGAAGACAUUGAUUCCUGGUGACCCCGAGCAAGGAGGAGUCUGUGUAGUGAGCAGGUGGAUAGAAUCGUCUGUAUAUGCCGCCCUUAACAUGUGCACGUUUGAUCAUCUGUCUCACCAGCAGUCACUCAAUAUCCUCAACACCCUGAUUCAGCAGCUAGAUAGCCAGGAAGGGAAAACUUCAAGUCCUGCUCUCAUUAAAGAACAUUUUGUGAUCAAGGAUAUUUGCUCAGCAUUGUCUGAAGACAGCUCAUUUCCCCUGGUUGACCUGAUAUCUGUCCAGACAAAGGACACUCCCUUUAGUCAGCACCUCGCAAGCUCACCAUGGCUACAAAAGCGUUUCUUACAGCUGUUCUACACUUGCUUUGUGGGUUCCCUUGCUGAAAUGAAUCAGACUCAUCUGACCCUAACUUCUAAAGAUUCCUAGAGAAAAUUUGUU